AUGUCGCUGCAAUUCGACUACAUGGCAUCCUACAUGAACGGCACGGCGCCAGGCCAGACCCCGCCCCCGCCGGGCGGCACAGGCCCCUACCUGACCUGGGUCAACGUCGGCAUCGGCCUCCUGUUCAUCGUGUUUGAUGCGCUGCUCUCGGGCAUCCUGGGGCUCGGUAUCGGCCGCUCGCUCGUCAUCUCGGCGCUGCGGUGCAUCAUCCAGCUCAGCGCGAUGGGUUUGGUGCUGGGCCGCGUGUUUGCAAGCCACAACAUUUGGGCCGUGGCGGGGAUUGCCCUGCUGCUCAACGUGCUCGGCGCGAUCGAGGCCGUGUUCAACAAGGCGAAGAAGCGGUUCACCAACAUGUUCCCCUUCAUCCUACUCUCGAUGCUGUGCGGCACCAUCCCCAUCUCGAUCCUCGGCUCAGAGUUUGCCAUGGCGCAGCGCCCCUUCUGGCAGCCAGACCAGUACAUCCCCAUCCUCGGCAUGCUGCUCGGCAACGCGAUCAGCGCGAUCGGAGUCGCGAUCAACACGAUCAACAAGGAGUUCUCAGACAACAAGGACAAGGUCGAGACGUACCUCGCCAUGGGCGCCAGCCGCUUCGAGGCCGUCAAGCCCAUCGCGACCGAGGCGCUGACGCUCGCCCUCCUCCCGACUAUUAACCAGAUGAGCAUCAUCGGGCUGAUUUCCAUCCCCGGCAUGAUGACGGGUGCUAUUGUCGGCGGAAAGAGCGUCGAGCAGGCCGCUAGGCUGCAGAUGAUCAUCAUGUUCAUGAUUUCGGCGUCCUCGGCGCUGUGCGUCCUUGUCGCCGAGUUCUUCGCCCUCACGACUCUCGUCGACGGUAAGCAGCGUGUCCGCUCGGACAGACUCGACUCGCGCAAGCCCGCCCUCUACAGAGCCAAGGACCGCGCCGUCGAGGCGAUCGAGCGCGGGUUCCGCCGCCUCUUGUGCUUUGGCAAGCGCGAGUCGGGCACCGAGGAGGAGAGGCAGGGCUUGCUCAGCGGCCAGCAGGGCGGCAAUGGCACUCGCCCGCAUACCCCCAUCCCGCCCAACAUCUGCAACUAG
Molecule: messenger RNA, 1053 nt
Organism: Vanrija pseudolonga
Lineage: Eukaryota; Fungi; Basidiomycota; Tremellomycetes; Trichosporonales; Trichosporonaceae
Product: UPF0014 membrane protein
Exons: 4
Coding region: 1-1053 (350 amino acids)
Cellular component (GO): plasma membrane
Source: RefSeq, a predicted model, not a curated record